Molecule: messenger RNA, 717 nt
Organism: Diospyros lotus (date-plum)
Lineage: Eukaryota; Viridiplantae; Streptophyta; Magnoliopsida; Ericales; Ebenaceae
Exons: 1
Coding region: 1-717 (238 amino acids)
Source: RefSeq, a predicted model, not a curated record
AUGGCCAAGAAUCCACUUGCAGGUUUGCUAGACACUAACAAGUUGACAGGUCCCAAUUAUCUGGAUUGGCUUAGGAAUCUCAAAAUUGUUUUGGAUUCCGAAAAAAUAACAUAUGUUAUGGAUAAGGCCCCACCUGAAAAAGUUUUAGAGGCGUCCACGCGAGAGGAACUUACCACUUGGCAGAAGUGGAAAGAUGAUGAUCUUCAGGCUCGUUGCUAUAUGAUGGCAUCGAUGUCAAAUGAGCUACAAAAGCAGCAUGAGAAAAUGGAGCAUGCAGCAGAGAUUCAUUUGCACCUACAAGAGUUGUAUGGUGAGCAGACUAGACAUGUGAGAUAUCAGAUCUCAAAGGAGCUUUUCAGGGCCCGUAUGACGGAUACUGAAUCUGUCAAUACUCAUGUAUUGAAGAUGAUAAGCCUGAUUGAAAAGCUUGAGUCUUUGAGUGUUGUCAUGGAUAAUGAUCUAUAUGUAGAUCUUAUUUUACAAUCUCUUCCUGAUUCAUUUGAUCAUUUUGUCAUGAACUUCAAUAUGCAUAAGCUUGAAACUACUCUUCCUGAGUUGCUUAACAUGUUGAAGACUGCUGAAAUGACAAUGAAGAAGGAUAAACCUAUCAUGCUCAUUGGUUCCUCACAUUCCUCUAAACCAAAGAAGAAUUGGUCAAAGCAAGGAAAAGGAGAAGAGUUCUCAAAAGGGGAAGACAAAGCCAAAGGGUGGAGUUAA